AUGGGCAGUGCUGCAAGCAACCAACAGGCGACUGGAACAGUUAAAGCAGCAGCUGCGAGUAUGGGCGGGAGGAUGCCAUCUCGAAAAGCCACGUCGAAGCAGAUCGAUAAAGAACUGCAGAAGGAGAAACUUGCGCGCAUGAACACUUUCAAAAUUUUGUUGUUAGGCGGUUCGGAAUGCGGCAAAACAACGAUUUUUAAACAGAUGAGGAUCUUGCACUUGGAUGGCUUCACCACGGAAGAUAAGAACCGCUAUCGACAGUCCAUUUUACGCAAUGUUAUUGAUUCAGUGGCGCAGAUGCUCAAAGCUUGUGAAACAUAUCGCAUCGUCCACGAAUACGUUAUACAGGUGGCUAAUUUUAGGAAUAAUUCAUUUAAUACAUACUGCCAAAAAGUGUUUAAAAGAAAGCAUCAUUGA
This is a messenger RNA of Gongylonema pulchrum, 417 nucleotides long. The record is from the annotation of a GenBank genome assembly. NCBI's taxonomy places the organism in Eukaryota, Metazoa, Nematoda, Chromadorea, Rhabditida, Gongylonematidae.